AUGAGCCAGGAGCGACAUGAGACCGAGACGUGGGACUUGAAGUGGAUGGGAGCGGUCCUCCAGAGCUUGGAAAUGUACGAAUCAGCGCUUGAGACGGCGGAGUUUCCUAGUUUAUUACAGACAGCGCUGGAGGAGCUGAUGGAGGCUCCAGAAGCUAAUGCAACGCAGCUACAAGAACUGUUUGAUGUCUUGUUGCAGAUGAUCGAAAUCCCCAUUGACUCGGAGAUCCACCCAGACACGGUGACGUUACUGCACUCAUCCCGGGACUGGGCAAUCCAAACGCUGUUAGACGUUGGAGUGAAUCAAGGAAGAGAAAUGGGUGACAAUGUAUUACACUCCCCGACGACGAUGCCCGAGUCGUUGCAGCAUAUGCAGGCCACUCUAUUUGUAUCAGCGCCUUGCAGAAGUGCAGAUAUCGAGAUGGAGCUGAUUGAGUCGAUGCUCUUGGCAGUGGAAGUUGAAGAAGAUAGCGAGACGAUCGUGGAUGUUUUAGAGAUGUGCGCGUCAAAUUUACAGGAUGACACGUGCUUUCUCGGUUUCGCAGAGACGGCGUUGUCAGGGAAGUCUGAGUCGUUGAGUCUUGGCAGUGGCUUCCUCAGACGAUUGUAUGAUCGAAAAUAUCGACAAGCGCACGGAGACGAGCAGGUAGUGGAGCACGAUGUGCGGCAUGAGCGACGGUUAAUCGAUGCACUAACUCUCGAAAGUAGAGUCCGCGUGUGGGCGAACCACCUCCCGAGCUGGCGAUCACAAUUACAGGCCUGGGUAUUAGCAGCGCAUCGAGCACCACUCGAGCCGAUCAUCUCUGUGCUGCGUGAUAGAUGGUGGUCUGCCGAUGACCCGAUCACAGAUGGCAUUCCUGUGACUUGUCAGCGCUAUUCGCACUUGUACGUUACGUUCAUCGAUUGGUGUCGGUGUCAUGUGGAUCUGCUGUCAUCAUGUCGGAGCAUGGAGUUGGUAAGUAUGGUAUCACAAAGCACUAGACAAGAGCACUCAGCGUGCUUCUUCAGUCGCCAGUUGCUGAGCCACGUGCCGCUACACGGAUGUUCAUCGGGUAGCUGGUCGCGUGACCAGCGAGAACGAGCAUUUACUACAAUACUCAUCAAUCUUGAGCGUCUUCAAACGUCGUGCAGGACUUCAGACAUUGUGUGGCAGUAUGAAUAUAUCGGGAUAUUAGAACAAUCUCAACUGCUUCAUGAAGCACUGGAGCUCACGUUCCAAAACGGCACGGAGAGCAAGGAGGUUGACAUGAAGGACGAGGACAAGUCCGCAGCUCGAAGUUCCGUACGAUUCUUCAGCUGGUUUCACUCAUUCCGCGUAUCCGAAUCUGCUGAUGAGAUAGCCUCGCUAGUUCUGACGUUGUCGUCGAAGCUCAAGGUGCCAGAUAUUUGCAGUGGAGCACAAUGGCUGAGGCGAAGUCGCGUUGACUUUGGUUCCCUUCCUAUCCUACGUCUUCGUCUCGUUUGGUUUUGGCUGCUGAAAAGCAUUGACGAUCACUUACAGAUGCCAAAGCUCAUUUGCGAUGAUCGCGCUACUGCGGUGGCCAUGAUCGAUGUACUCGAGUCCGUCGAGUACGUCUUCCGACGCUUUACGCCGCAGAGAGCGAAGCGGUCUUUUCAAGUAGAACUCGUGACGCAACUACUCGUCGAGCUUGAGUGGCGCGCAACGAAUACACAGUGCGAGACAAAAGACAUGUUCUUGAGCGCGAUCGAACCUGUGCAAGUCUGGCUGACAAAAGUCGUCAGCUUGAUGCAGCUUGAAGAGCAGGCUGUUCAUCAGAAAGAUAGUAGAACCGGCUAUGGCAACCGCAGAAACUCAGCGAACGAUGUGGAGCACUUGGCAACUCGUCUGGAGCUCUUGCUGCAUUAA
Molecule: messenger RNA, 1866 nt
Organism: Peronospora matthiolae
Lineage: Eukaryota; Oomycota; Peronosporomycetes; Peronosporales; Peronosporaceae
Source: the annotation of a GenBank genome assembly